Uloborus diversus is the source of this 1917-nucleotide messenger RNA. RefSeq names its product alkylated DNA repair protein alkB homolog 8-like. Lineage: Eukaryota; Metazoa; Arthropoda; Arachnida; Araneae; Uloboridae. The transcript is spliced from 12 exons. The record is from RefSeq and is a predicted model, not a curated record. Gene Ontology annotation, molecular function: RNA binding; S-adenosylmethionine-dependent methyltransferase activity. The coding region runs from base 79 to 1902 and encodes 607 amino acids.
AUUAUUGCGUCUGCUAGAAAAGUGAUUGUUUCGUUGUUUUCUGUUUCGUUCAAUGUUGCUUUCUGUUUAAUCUUUAUUAUGGAUCGUAAAAUUUGCAAAAAAGUGGCCAGGAAAUUGAAACAUUGCGAAGAAAUCCUAAUGAAGCAUGAGAACAUAAAAACAUCAAUCGAACAUACAAGUAGCCUUUUUAUUGGAAACGGUGGCUUAGGCUGUGGAAUUCACAGAGAAUUUUUAUUGGAUUUGUUCAGCCAGCAUGGAUUGGUGAAAGAUGUGAUUAUGCUCCCAGGUAAACCGUAUGCAUUCGUAACCUUAAGUACUAUAGAAGAAGCAGAGAAAGCUAUGGAUUUGUUUCAAGGGAGGCAUUUAAGAUCUGGCCAAGUCCUUUAUAUGGCUUAUGUUGAUACUAAUGAUGUUCCAAAGCAUGUAUCUUUUGAGAAAAGUUGGCCUCAAGGACUUACGCUAAUCGAGGACUUUGUUACAGAGGAGGAGGAAAGUAGUCUGAUUUCUGCUAUUACCUUUGAUGAUGUAAAUGAUAACACAGUUUUGAAACACAGAAAGGUGAAGCAUUAUGGUUUUGAAUUUAUUUAUGGAAGCAAUAAUGUGGAUAAAAAUAAAGCUUUGGAUGAGAAAAUUCCUGCCAAAUGCAUGCCUCAUUUAGAAAAACUGGUUGCUCUCGGUUACAUAUCAAAAGUUCCUGAUCAGCUCACAGUAAAUUACUAUGCUCCCGGACAAGGAAUUCCACCUCAUGUUGAUACUCACUCUGCCUUUGAAGACAACAUCCUCUCCUUAAGUCUAGGCUCACAGGUGGUAAUGGAUUUUUAUUCAUCUGAAAAAGGAAGUGUUUCAGUUCUUUUACCUAAAAGGAGCCUUCUUAUAAUGAGUGGGGAAAGCCGCUAUGCAUGGAAACAUGGUAUUACACCAAGAAAAACAGAUAUUAUACCAAAUGAAGGUGAUCACCUAACUCUUUGUCAACGCUCUGAUCGAAUUUCUUUCACAUUUAGAAAAAUUCGUGAUGGAGAAUGCCAUUGUUCAUAUAAAGAACUGUGCAAUUCUCAGAAGCAAACCAAGUCAUCUUCAAAAGAUUUGGUAAAUGAAGAAGGGGCAAAAGAACUUGAAAGCAAGUAUGUUCAAAAGGUAUAUGAAGAUAUAGCUGAUCAUUUUAAUGACACAAGGUAUAAACCAUGGCCUAAAGUACAAUCUUUUCUUAGCAAUAUCUCCCCUGGCUCUCUUAUACUAGACAUAGGAUGUGGAAAUGGCAAGAAUUUAGGUUUAAGUAAAAGUUGUUUUGAGAUAGGAUGCGAUGCAUCAUCAAAGCUUGCUCAAGUAUGUGCUCUCCGCAAAUCUGAAGUAUUAAUAGCCGAUUGUUUGAAAUUACCUUUUCGUGACAACUGUGCUGAUGUCAUUAUUUGCAUUGCUGUAAUACAUCAUUUAUCAACAAAGGCAAGAAGAGCAAAAGCAAUAGAAGAAAUACUCCGAGUACUUUGCCCAGGUGGUAAAGCAUUGCUUUAUGUCUGGGCUUUUGAGCAGGAAGGCCCUCAGGGUCCAUCAAACUAUUUGAAACAUAAUAAAUUAGUGAAAAACAUUGAACAAGAUUUUCUAAAAGGUGAAAAUACAAGCCAGCUACCAUCAACUGAAAUCCAGCUUAUAGAGGCUAAAAAGUCAAUAACAUUGCCCAUUCACAAAAACAGGACAAAUUUUGUAGAACAGGACAUGUUGGUACCUUGGAAAGAAAAUAACACAUCUAGUCAAGUGCCUAAUAGUGACAAAGGAACUAAAACACAUCACAGAUAUUACCAUGUAUUUGUUAAAGGUGAGCUUGAGUCAUUAAUUAUUGAAAAAAAUGCUAAAGUAAUUUUAUCUUACUAUGAUAAAGGAAAUUGGUGUGUGUUAUUAGAAAAAUAAUAUUUUUAAUGUUGU